AUGGCCCUGCCACUCUCCGUGCCACAGGCUCUCCAAGGCCUCGUUGAGGGACCGGUACACGCCUGCAAGGAGCAGCAGCCCGAGGUAGCCCGCAGGUCCGUGACGUCCAUCGCUUUCACUUGCCGGCUGUGGCGGCGCCACGAUGCCAAUCAAGCAGUUCCACGCGGCGCCGACGUGACGGUGGACGAGCAGCUGGUGCCCUUUCGAGGUCGCUGCGCCUUCCGCCAGUACAUGCCCAGCAAGCCCGCCCGGUACGGACUCAAGUCGUGGGUGGCCUGCGACGCCGGCUCCAGCUACGCAUGGCACAUGCAGCUCUACACGGGCAAGUCCGUGAGCGGCACGCCCGAGAGGAAUCUGGGCGCCCGUGUGGUGCUGGACCUGACCGAGGGCCUGAGGGGCCCACGUAACCCCGAGCUGCCGGGGGCGUUGCUCGCCACCAAGGGCCGUGCGGUCUUCUCGUCCAAGUUUGCCUUCACGCCCGUCGCCACUCUGGUGUCCUACGUGCCCAAGAGGCACAGGAACGUGGUGCUGCUGAGCACGCUGCACACGGGGGAUGCGCGCGUCGGCGCCGGCAGGCAAGCCAAACCCGACAUCAUCCUCCACUACAACCACACCAAGGGCGGCGUGGACAACCUGGACAAGCUCGUGGGCACGUACAGCUGCGCAGAACCCACAACAAAUCCUCGACUGUCCGCUACAAGCUUUGUGCUGUGGCGAGAGCUCAGGCGAGUGGAUGCGCGGCAAGCUCAACAAGAGGAGGGCGUUCCUGAGCAGUUGGAAGGGCUGUGA
This is a messenger RNA of Etheostoma spectabile (orangethroat darter), 789 nucleotides long. Its product is annotated as piggyBac transposable element-derived protein 4-like. The record is from RefSeq and is a predicted model, not a curated record. Lineage: Eukaryota; Metazoa; Chordata; Actinopteri; Perciformes; Percidae. Bases 1 to 789 code for a protein of 262 amino acids. The transcript is spliced from 4 exons.